Molecule: messenger RNA, 642 nt
Organism: Aspergillus melleus
Lineage: Eukaryota; Fungi; Ascomycota; Eurotiomycetes; Eurotiales; Aspergillaceae
Product: putative GPI anchored protein
Exons: 1
Coding region: 1-642 (213 amino acids)
Source: RefSeq, a predicted model, not a curated record
AUGAAGUACUCUCUCGUCCUCACCGCUCUCCUCUCCACCUCCGUCCUGGCCGCUCCUAACCCCAACCCGGACGGCAUCGACAACAUCAUCUCCGCCGCCGAAGGCAUCGCCACGACGGCCGUGAACGGCGGCGAGAGCAUCGCCUCCAACGUCGUCGACGAAGCCACCUCCCUGUACAACGCGGCCUCGACCGCCGGCGGCGCUGCCGCGUCCCGCAUCACCUCGGAGGCGGGCGAGAUCGCGUCGGACGCGCGCACCUGGGCCACGGACCGGGUGUCUGACGCGCGCAGCCGGGCCUCUGACGCUCGCGACCGCGCCUCCUCGGACCUCGACGAGCUGCGCACUCUGCACGGCACGCACACUAACAGCGACGCCACGGCCACGGCGUCGGGCUCGGAAUCUACCAACACCGGCACCGCCGCUGAGACUGGCUCGUCGGCUACUACCUCGGGUGCGUCGGCCACGGCUUCGACCACGGAUAGCAGCAGCAGCAGCAGCUCCUCGUCGGCUAGCGGAUCGGGCUCCGAGGCCUCUGCUACUUCGACGAACAGCGAGGGCGCGGCUGCUCAGGCCACGCCUGUUGGUUUGGGCGUCGGUAUCGCCGGUAUGGCGGGUGUGUUGGGUGUGAUGGCUGCUCUCUAA